Messenger RNA from Aspergillus saccharolyticus JOP 1030-1, 1671 nucleotides. RefSeq names its product H(+)-transporting V1 sector ATPase subunit B. Lineage: Eukaryota; Fungi; Ascomycota; Eurotiomycetes; Eurotiales; Aspergillaceae. The coding region runs from base 40 to 1563 and encodes 507 amino acids. The record is from RefSeq and is a predicted model, not a curated record. Gene Ontology annotation, molecular function: ATP binding; proton-transporting ATPase activity, rotational mechanism. The transcript has 9 exons. Gene Ontology annotation, cellular component: proton-transporting V-type ATPase, V1 domain. Gene Ontology annotation, biological process: ATP metabolic process; proton transmembrane transport.
CUUUGUCUUUCUAAGUGCCUUGUGGUGGACUCUGCAGCCAUGGCCGAUUUCGUCGACCCUAGGAUGACCAGCGUCAAGCCUCGCAUCCGAUACAACACCAUUGGAGGUAUCAACGGACCGCUGGUCGUUCUGGAUAAUGUCAAAUUCCCCCGGUACAACGAGAUCGUGUCUCUGACCCUCCCUGAUGGGACCGAGCGGUCGGGUCAAGUUCUGGAAGCUCGAGGAAACAGAGCAGUCGUGCAGGUAUUCGAAGGCACUUCUGGUAUCGAUGUCAAGAAGACGAAAGUCGAGUUCACGGGCCACAGCUUGAAGCUUGGUGUCUCCGAAGACAUGCUGGGUCGUGUUUUCGAUGGAUCCGGUCGCGCGAUUGACAAAGGCCCCAAGGUGCUGGCGGAAGACUACCUGGAUAUCAACGGUCAACCUAUCAACCCUUACUCCCGAGUCUAUCCCGAAGAAAUGAUCUCGACUGGUAUCUCCGCCAUCGAUACGAUGAACUCCAUUGCCCGUGGUCAGAAGAUCCCUAUCUUCUCUGCUGCUGGUCUGCCACACAACGAGAUUGCCGCUCAGAUUUGUCGUCAGGCUGGUUUGGUGAAGCGCCCUACCAAGGACGUUCACGACGGACACGAGGAGAACUUCUCCAUCGUCUUCGCCGCUAUGGGUGUGAACAUGGAGACGGCUCGUUUCUUCACCCGCGAUUUCGAGGAGAACGGUAGUAUGGAGCGCGUGACGCUCUUCCUCAACUUGGCCAACGACCCUACGAUUGAACGUAUUAUUACCCCUCGUCUUGCGUUGACCACGGCCGAGUACUAUGCCUACCAGCUGGAGAAGCACGUUUUGGUCAUCAUGACUGAUUUGUCCGCCUACUGUGAUGCUCUGCGUGAGGUUUCGGCGGCUCGUGAAGAAGUCCCGGGUCGUCGUGGUUACCCCGGUUACAUGUAUACUGACUUGUCGACCUUGUACGAGCGUGCUGGUCGUGUGGAGGGCCGUAACGGUUCUAUCACGCAGAUUCCUAUCUUGACGAUGCCUAACGACGAUAUCACUCACCCCAUUCCCGACUUGACUGGUUACAUCACGGAGGGACAAAUCUUCAUUGAUCGUCAAUUGUACAACAAGGGUGUUUACCCGCCGAUCAACGUGCUGCCGUCGCUGUCGCGUCUGAUGAAGUCCGCUAUCGGCGAGGGACGUUCCCGGAAGGAUCACUCGGAUGUGUCCAACCAGUUGUACGCCAAGUACGCCAUUGGUCGUGAUGCCGCUGCUAUGAAGGCUGUCGUUGGAGAGGAAGCCCUUUCCUCGGAGGACAAGCUCUCGCUGGAGUUUCUUGACAAGUUCGAGCGCACUUUCAUCAGUCAGUCGCCCUAUGAGUCGCGCACGAUCUUCGAGUCGCUGGAUAUCGCGUGGAACCUGCUGCGGAUCUACCCCAAGGACCUACUCAACCGUAUCCCCAAACGUGUCUUGGAUGAGUUCUACGCUCGGUCUUCGCGGAAGAUCGCCAACAAGGACACGAGAGACAACACUGUGGCGGAGCAGACUCAGGGUGAGACUGCGGAUCUCAUUGAGACGUAAGCGGUGGGCUGGUGUUGCAUGUUCCGCUAUCUAUUGAUUUGUUCGACUGCUGUUUCUACGGCCUGCAUAUAUUCGCGUAGUUGUAUAUCAUUAUGAUUUUGUGUUCGU